CUCCUCCACUCAACCACUACCACCACUACUCUCUCCCAGCACAACCUCUGCUCAAUCUUACAGAUCUUUGCGACAAAUCUAGACUAACUAGGUCGAGCUAUCGAGACCGCUCUCGUCAAUUAAUAUUGUCGUGCCGACCGGCGCGCUUGUGCCUAGAGGUCUCACUCGCACACCGUCAGAUCGUUUGCGCCAUGCCUUCUUUCCCCGUUGACCCGCUUGUGCGGCCCAGAGAAGAUGAUUUGCAGCUUUGCUACCGACUCCCCCAUCGUAUCCAUGCGGCCAAAGCCUACCCCUUGCGGUCACCCAAUGGCUCUUCGAUCAUCGUUUAUGGCUACGAGACCGGCCUGAAGAUUGUGUGGAGGGGAGGAAAGGAAUUCUCAGCAUUGAAGGAGGCCGCGCCCUCAACGCAUGCGAAAAGCGCAAAGAACGAUGGUGACGAUGCGGUCAUGAUUAUCGACUCCGACGAAGACGAGGCACCCGCGGCCCCUACAUCCACAGAAGAGCCCAGCUAUGACUUUGCUACGGAGGAAUCUGAAGUCGACCCUGCAUUCCCGUUCGAACCGAUCUUGCGUCAGAUUGACAUCCCUUUGGGAAGCCGUGUUCUCGAUGUGGCAGUCCCCCGUCUCCUUCCUGAGGAGGCACGCUCGCCUCUCGACCCGUUCCCGACAGUCGCAAAGGACACAAUUUAUGUGGCGGCAGUCUGCUCAGACCUUUCAACUCGGGUAGUAACUUUACCACUUGUCCCACCUCACCCAGCCCAGAAGGAUUCCAAGAGCUGGAAAAUUCAAAAAGUCACAGUCAACGGAGGCGUCACACACCAGGAUAUCCCGAGGGGUGUCUCUCUCACAUUCACUUGCCAGGAGUCUGAGGACGAGCAAGCUCGCCGAAAGUCACGAAGCCGAGAUGAAUGCUCCGGUAAAUGGGACCUUCUAGUUGCCACACACUCAGCAGAGGGAUCAGGUGCCCUCUUGAUCCAUCGGAUUCCUCUCCAAGAGGAGUCUUCUGGUCAGAGUGUGCUCUACCGGCUGGUAGAAGAGGACCUUGUUUCUCAACGGCGAACCUUGCCCUCACCGGCUCAGACCAUUUCUUUCAAUCCUUCUGCUUACCCUUCGGCUCGUCAUUCGAAUCUAUUGGUGGCCUUCCACAGUGGUUGCGUGAAAGUAUACUCGUGCUUUUCAGUCCAGAAGUCCUCUCCAAAGGGUGGGCGGCGGGGGUCAAAUUCCCAGGAUGAAUACGAAAGUAUUGACACCGAAGGCCGAUGGCUGAUCAGCCUGUACCCCGGCUUCGAGCAAGGGCCGACAGGCCUUAUCCGCCGUAAGACCAUCAUCGAUGCUGACUGGGUCCUCGGUGGACGAGCCGUCAUGGUUCUACUGGCAGAUGGCGAAUGGGGAGUCUGGGAUAUCGAAGGUGCUGGCCCAGGAACGACCAAGGGCCCGCUGCACCGUCAGUCUAAUGUACAAGGUGUGACUGGAGGCUCCUUGACUACAUAUGCGGUCAGUGGACGUAUUGUAGCUCCCUUGACCAACACCCAGUCGGACGCGGAGCAGCGAUCACGAUUUGCCCCGAUGACUCCCUCUACGAGACGAGUUCGUGAAGACACGCUGCUAAAGGGAUCGAUGACCGCCACCAGCCCAUCACUUCGUGGCCAGAUCUCUGUCUGCCAGACCAACGUCUCUCAUGACCUGGCCGACGAAUCGAUUCUGCUACGACAUGGCCAGCACAGUGCAGUGAUUCCAAGCUUGCUUUCUCUCUGGCGUAACGCAGUCAAGGCAACUGGUACCUUUGACGCCUCAAAUCGGUGCCGCGUGACCCCAUUCCCGGUCGUGAACCUGAUGGGAGAGAACUUCCAAGCAAUUGGCCAUCUACCUGCACCGGCCCGUCGCUCUCGAGCCGCCGAGCCUCAGAAAUUCGACGUCCUCGUGGCUGCCGAGCACCAAAUUGUGAUUCUUGCCCCUCGGUUGGUCGAGUCUGAGGAGAUCGUCCCCACAACUCAAGUCGCGAAACAAGAAGUUGAUCUGGAAUCAGACCAGAUGAAGCUGCGCCGAGGUGAACUGGACGUGGAGGGUAUGGGCCGUCUGUUGAACGGCAUGGCCAACGGCACUGGGUCUCUACGCGUGGGUGCCAGCCCGGUGAAGCGAGCUCGCAUCUUCACUUAAUUUGGCAAGGGCAUCGGACACACCAUAGAUGAUACCCAUGCACCAAGGAACGAAAUAUAUUAACCUGUUCUAUUAUUCCUCAACCUAACUAUUUCAUCUUUCACAUAGGAACCAGAUACAUCAUUCGCGCUGUAAGGUGGAGCGCAAGGCGAGGACCAUGCCUUGAAAUUCGCUUCUUCGGAAGUGAAUAAGCUCUGUAUCGGAUGCGAUAUAUCAAACCACCAUCUUCAACGAAGCUUCGUGCUUCACGCCACGGCACAUCUUGUCCUCGCGAUAUACAUGUUAUGUUGCGGCACUCGUGUUUGAUUUCCCGGGUUCACCUGCUCUUGCCCGAUUACCUCCAUGAACCACCGAUCUGUCCUUGGACGAUUACUCACAUCGUGGGCGUGGUUGGUAGUGCGGUGAGACAGGCCGGGAGUUGGAUGCAGUGUGGAUUGGCAUGGAUGGGACAUCAUUUCAAACCUGUUCUUUGAGGCAAGGUUGCUCUAGGUAGAUAUAGGUUGAGGCUUCUCGCAACACCCUAUCUCCCUUUCGGAUGUGAAUAAGAGAGUGU
Penicillium subrubescens is the source of this 2709-nucleotide messenger RNA. RefSeq lists its product as uncharacterized. The transcript is spliced from 2 exons. Bases 192 to 2156 code for a protein of 654 amino acids. Lineage: Eukaryota; Fungi; Ascomycota; Eurotiomycetes; Eurotiales; Aspergillaceae. Gene Ontology annotation, molecular function: protein binding. The record is from RefSeq and is a predicted model, not a curated record.